Molecule: messenger RNA, 1511 nt
Organism: Erythranthe guttata (spotted monkey flower)
Lineage: Eukaryota; Viridiplantae; Streptophyta; Magnoliopsida; Lamiales; Phrymaceae
Product: mRNA-decapping enzyme-like protein
Biological process (GO): deadenylation-dependent decapping of nuclear-transcribed mRNA; deadenylation-independent decapping of nuclear-transcribed mRNA; positive regulation of catalytic activity
Cellular component (GO): P-body
Molecular function (GO): enzyme activator activity; mRNA binding
Source: RefSeq, a predicted model, not a curated record
UUUUCUCUCUUCUACUCAAAAUCCCAUUCACAACUGUUUCACCGUAUAGCUGCUGCUGCUUUUCAGUAGUUCUAGAGAGAGAAAGUGAGUGAGGAUGUCUCACAACGGGAAAUUGAUGCCGAACUUGGACGAGAAGAGCACCAAGCUACUGAAUUUGACGGUGCUGCAGAGAACUGAUCCCUUUGUUGAAGAAAUUCUCAUCACCGCUGCUCACGUCACCUUCUACGAAUUCAACAUCGACAACAGCCAAUGGAGCCGGAAGGAUGUGGAAGGUUCUCUAUUUGUUGUGAAAAGGAAUACUCAACCGCGUUUCCAGUUUAUAGUAAUGAAUCGUCGCAAUACUGAUAAUCUGGUGGAGAAUCUAUUGGGAGAUUUCGAGUAUGAACUGCAGGUCCCAUAUUUGUUGUACCGAAAUGCGUCGCAAGAGGUAAAUGGGAUAUGGUUCUACAAUGCCCAUGAGUGCGAAGAGGUUGGAAAUUUAUUUAGCAGGAUACUUAAUGCAUAUUCCAAGGUGCCUACGAAGUCAAAAGUAUCUCCUACGAAAAGUGACUUUGAAGAACUGGAAGCAGUUCCAACAAUGACAGAGAUGGAUAGUUCCCUAGAGACACCACCUUCUGCGACAUCCAGUGUUGCGGAUGUACGCGAUGAUCGAUCUUUUGUGAAUUUCUUCAGUACUGCUAUGAAUGCUGGAAAUUUUCAUGACGUUGCAACUACUGGGCAGCCAUACCACUCCACAGCAAAUGUUAUUUCUGCUUAUCCACAGAUUGCUACUCUGCCCACUUCACUAACAGCUCAAACACCAAAUACUGUAUCUAAUUCUACCUCUAUAAUGUCUAUUCUUGAAAACCCUGAAUCGAAUACUGUUAGUACUACACGUUCAACUGAUCUGGUGAAGCCGUCAACGUUCUUUGGCCCACCUCCUUCGACUUCUCCGUUGAUUAUGCCUCCUAUAACUUUAUCUGUCCCUACUGCCCCUCCUCUAAAUCCUCCUGGAAAUAUCCAACGACCUUAUGGUACACCUUUGCUUCAGCCUUUUCCACCACCAACACCGCCACCAUCACUCACUCCAGCUAUGGUUCCUCCACAAACGUACGGGCCUGUUUUGAGCAGAGAAAAAGUUGCACAAGCACUUCAAAUGCUUGUUAAGGAUAAUCAAUUCAUCGACAUGGUUUACCAAGCAGUGCUGAAUGCGCACGAGUCACGAUGAAUCUGGAGGAAAGUUGUUGUACCUCUCUGCAAACUGAAAUGUGCCAAGUCGCACAAUGUAUAGAGUGAACUAUGCAGGAAAUCAGUUGUGUACAUUUUUCGUGGAUAUCGUGGUUGAGUUAGCAUGUUUAUAAUGGAGUCAUUAGUACACCGGUGUUUUCAUUUUUUUUCUUUUUUUCUUUUUUUGUUUUACUAAAAGAAAAGAAACUUUAUCUUUUAGCAAGUUAACAUUUGAAGUUUCUGUACCAGAUUGUGUGCCCUUUUUUUUUAAUGUCAAAUCCCUGGUAAUGAUUCUUCGUGUGGUU